ACACCACUGCACAAAAUGCUUUUCCUCCCAGCUGCUGCUCUGUGCUGUCUGUGUUCAGUGCUGGUUGCCAUGGCAGCAGAGCUGAAUCAGUACCAGUUAUCACUGACCAGGAGAGUUGGUCAACCAGUCUCCUUCAGCUGUGGAAUAACUGACCAGUGUAACUAUGAUUAUAUAUACUGGUACCAGAAGAAAGACACAGAAACAUUCAAAGUGAUUCUUGAUAUUGAUAAAACUAACGGCAACACAGACAAACGUUACAAUCAUCCUCAGAAAGAUGAUUUCACAUCUCAGAGAACACAGAACGGCUGGGACUUGAAGAUAGACACAGUUAAAUUCGAUCAUUCAGCCACCUACUACUGCUCCUGUGAGAAGUAUGAUUCCCACAGUGAGAAAGAGUCUCCAGCCAUGCAGCAGCUCUGUGAGGCUGCACUGAGACACAGUGGAGCUCUGAGCAGAAAUCUGAUACUGGUUCAUCAUCUGGACUCGUUCACCUCAGCUGACACAUUCAGCAGCAGACAGGUUUUUGUAUCAGUCUCUUUCACUGUGGGAGACAUGAUCUUUGGCUCAGGAACUAAACUGUAUGUAACAGGUGAGCAGGUAGUGAAGCCCGUGGUGAGUGUGUACCCAGCAGCCCCGAGCCACGUGGAGGGGAACAGCUCCCUGCUGUGUCUGGCCUCAGGUAUGUUUCCUCCUCUGGUCCAGUUCUCCUGGGAAAGACAGAGGGAGGACGGUCCUAAGGAGGAGCUGUCUUCUGCCUGGGGAGAGCAGCUGGAGCUCAGAGAGUCGGGACACUCCGCCGCCAUCUUACUGAUCCAUCAGCCAGAGGACAGCACGUAUAAAUACUACUGCUCCGUCAGGCACGAGGGGGGAACAGAGAAGGCCCAGACACAAGAGGUUCCAGCUCCAGCAGCCUCCUGUCCUCCAGAGAGAGAGCCAGCACACCUGGCAGCUCUGCAGCAAGCUGACAUGUCAGUGCUUCCCCUGGAUCCUCUCCAGCCUCAGUGCAGGGUGAAGCUGCUCUGUCUGCUGUACACAGUGCUGAUAGUGAAGAGUCUGCUGUACUGCUGUGGACUCUCUCUGCUGAUGGGCCUCACAAACAAGGGACCGUCCACCAACGGCCCACAUGCUGACUGACUGUUUUCUGCUCCUCUUUUCUCACCAUGGCUUCAUCUCAUUCAUCUCAUUGAUCACUGAUCACAAGUGCACAGUUUAGAUACAGUCGUCCUAAAUACACACACAUGUAUAUUUGCAGUCACUCACUGUCAAUUCUCUUUAUUUUCAUGCAUUUAUUUACAGUAUUUCUCACUUUCAUUCAGAAU
Messenger RNA from Toxotes jaculatrix (banded archerfish), 1319 nucleotides. RefSeq lists its product as uncharacterized. Bases 16 to 1134 code for a protein of 372 amino acids. The record is from RefSeq and is a predicted model, not a curated record. The transcript is spliced from 7 exons. NCBI's taxonomy places the organism in Eukaryota, Metazoa, Chordata, Actinopteri, Toxotidae.